Lingula anatina is the source of this 1188-nucleotide messenger RNA. Its product is annotated as cilia- and flagella-associated protein 95. Gene Ontology annotation, cellular component: plasma membrane. The record is from RefSeq and is a predicted model, not a curated record. NCBI's taxonomy places the organism in Eukaryota, Metazoa, Brachiopoda, Lingulata, Lingulida, Lingulidae.
UGUUGUUAUUGUCAACUGAGUUCUUCGGUCUCAAUCACGUUUUAUAGGAAACUCGCCGUGGAGCUCGGCAGAGCGCAUAACAUUUACAAGACGGAUUUUAUGUACAUGCCUAUAUAAUUAUGGCUACCGGAAUCACAGGCCUGCCAGAUUACAUUGAGAGGAAAGGAUCUCUUUUCCUGCGAUCAAAUCACAUGAACUAUGCUAGGGCGACACUCAAUUCGAACUGGCAUCAAGCAAGGGAAGCAGAACCAAAAGAUUUUGAUAUAAGCAAGACAGAAAGGAGAGAUCUAAGCAAGGCAACCUACAAAAGGAUUGGCAAUGUUACAGAUGGGUCAUUGCCAAAUACCACGUACCAAGACCAUGCAGCACAAGUUUCCCUGAAAAAAGAUUUCCAAGAACAAGCCACAAGUAAACCAAUGGUCAACCUGGAAACUUUUGCACAUACUAAUCUUGACAGAGAUACUGGUCACCCUCAGAGAGGAUUUGGAUCUGUGUUGCCAAGGCACCAUCCUGAAUACAAUAAGCAUCACUUAGAAACAACUUAUGGGGCAGAUUACUUCCCACCCUACACAUACACACCUGCACCAGAGCGGCCACCAGAUUUCCCUGACAAUUCCUGGUCAUACAGAAAAAUGCACUCACAGUUCACAGAUACCACCGACUAUAGAAGAGUUGGCUGGAACACAUGGGCAGAUGAAAGUGGAGUUUACUCUAACACUGUAGCAAAAAGGACUGUUUUUCAACCUACAAAUACUAUUCCAGAAAGGCUUGAAUGAUUUUUUUACAACUGCACUUUCAUAUUAUAAUUUAGUUUCUCGAUCCAAAACUUUGGUGACAAAUGUUUUUAUCAUAAUGCUAAGUGGAUAGUAACUUGCUACUAUACCCUUCAUAUUACUAAACUAUUUCAAUACCCAAUAUAUUUGUUAGAGCUUUAUUAGAACUUCAUUGUGUACUUGUUUACUUCUGUCAGUUUAAAUUAUCCACCAGACCAUUUACCAGGCAGUCAAAUUAUGUCAUUUGGAUGUCAUUUUGAUGUCAUUUCAAUAAUGCUAUUUUUAUGCUGUAUUGACAUGUAAAAAAUUAUCAAGUACCUUGUUGGUAUAUGACUGACUAAAAUUCCAUCAUCAUUUUUUCAUAUCAAUGUCGAAUCGUUUCAUCUUGUGAUUAAAUAAUAAUCUCCAAGUACCA